Messenger RNA from Cricetulus griseus (Chinese hamster), 1843 nucleotides. Lineage: Eukaryota; Metazoa; Chordata; Mammalia; Rodentia; Cricetidae. The record is from RefSeq and is a predicted model, not a curated record.
AGGUCUGUCAGUUCGUCGUCUCUGUCAAUGGGCUCAACGUGCUGAAUGUAGACUACCGCACCGUGAGCAACCUGAUUCUCACAGGCCCAAGGACAAUUGUCAUGGAAGUCAUGGAGGAGUUGGAUUGCUGAGCAAGGCGACGUCCCCGCUGAUGCCCUGUCCCAGAUCAACACGACAAUGACAGGACAAGACUGCCAGACAGAUGGAUGAUUGGGACAUACAGAUCUUUUCUCUGCCCAUACACACCUUGACUUAUAUGUAGUGUUUGAAUGUGGAAGAACCGGGCCAUACAUCUUUAAAAAACAAAACAUAGCAGGGGUGUGAUAGCUCACGUCUAUAAUCCCAGCACUCAGGAGGCCAAGGCUGGAGCAGGGCUGCAAGAGAAAGGCCAGCCUCAGCUCACAGUGUGAGUACCUGUCUCAAAAACAUGCACACUGCACACACGUAUGCAUGCACACGCGUGUGCUUGUGCCAAUGUAGAUGGCAAUAGGGAAACAGUUUCCCUACGGGGUGGAAUUGCCUUACCAGAGCCCAGUCCGUAGUCCCCAAUCAUUGGUCUUGAUGUUUGCAGAAAGUUGUUCAAAAGCCAAAAUAGCAACGUGGGAAGAUGCCUUUUUCAGAAGUUCUUAGGAUACUUAUUACAUAGUUUACGUCACUUCCAUUGUUCUUUGAUGGCAGGAAUAAUGAAAUGGUACUGGCAGUCCUGGAUUCUUAGGACACUGAGGCAGGAGGAGGAUCGCUUGAAUUCUGGUGGUUGAGCCAGCCUGGGCUCCCACAUUAACAAAAAUGGUUUUCACCAAAAUUAGCCUGAAGUUAUUGGGUAAGUCUAGAUUCCACCAGCUUAAAAUGAAAACAGCUUCCCUAGGAAUGUGACCCGCUGACAAGAAGGUGCAAGAAGGUUCUUAAGUCUUCAGCUUCUUAAAAGCCAUCAUGACAAAGUAACUUUUUCCUCUCUAUUUAAAUUUUCUUUUUCUUUUUAAGGUGGGGCAUUGGUAGUUAUCCCCUGGCUACUGACAUUUCCUUAAUUUCUGCCUUUCUUACCAAUUUCAGCUUACCCCUUUUUGGUUAUAGCAAGAGGUGAAAAAUAAAACCAAACUCUGUGUCAUGGAAGGUGGGAAUGGACAAGGAGAGGAUGCUCACAACUGCCUGGCACUCUUUUCCUCACUGGGCCUGAGUGCUUUUUGCACCAUGAAUCAGCUCCAGCAGCGUUCUGGGGUUCAUUUGAAAUAUUCUGGGUGUGAAAGCAAAGAGGUCUGUCCAUACCCACAGAAGACUCAAAUUCAGACCUCUGAUAAGAUUGCACUUUGUGAGCAGCCACUUUUAAGGGACUUGGCUUCAGUGCAAUCAACUUGAAACGCAAAAUGCCUUCUUAGCCUGGAUUUUUACAAGCCUUCUGAUGUCAUAGGACAUGCUGAUCAUUUAAAACUCUGCUUGCCACUGCAAUCUCCAUCUUAGAAUUCUUCAUCUCACUUGAGCAUGUCUCUUUGAUCUAGAAAAGACUUCCUUUGAACCAGAUAUGGUAGUAGCACGGGCCUGUAAUCCCAGCACCCAGGAAGUGGAGGCAGGAAGUGUUCAAAAAUGAGCCUGAGAUGCAGGAGACCCUGCCUCAAAAAAUCAGGUGGGACAGGGGAGUACAUUUGAGAUCCUCAAAGUACCAAAUGAGAGUCUUUUUACAUAGUAAAUUUUGAACAGAGAGACUACUUUCUUAUGCAUUAACAAAGUAAUUGUUAUACCUCAGUAAUUUUUUAAUGGGAGGUGAUUGUCAUGCAUUGGUACCCAGUGGAAUGGAUUUUUUAGCAUUUCACACACACACACACACACACACACACACACACACACACAC